UGCAUGCGUGUGUGUUUGUGUGUCUGUGUGUGUGUCUGUCUGUGUGUGUGUGUGGAGCACAAAGCUCUAGAGUGAUGUUGAGUGUUAGUUACUAUCAUCAACCUAAUUACCCAAAGUGAGCUCUGUGACAAGGACUGAACACCCAAGCAUCAUGCUUAUGUGUUUACCAUGGUCAGUAAUGAGCCUUUGCUUAAUACUGUCAGUCUCUGUUGCAGAGGAGGGGGAAGGUGAAUGUCUCUCUCCCCAAUGUCAUUAUGACAUGGAGCUGGAAAUCAGUGUGUAUAAUAAUGACAAUGGAAUAAUGAAAUUUGACAAAUCAUAUUGCAUUCAGAACAAUCAAUUUCUCCCAGACGGCUUUCGGCCUAUAAAUGCCAGUUGUAUUUUGGAGAAGCAGAAAAAUCUCAAUUGCAGCUGGGAUUCAAGUGGUCUUCCAGGACAUGCUCAGUAUUCCAUUUCCUAUCUAUUUUGCAGUGAAGAAGACAUGGUCCUUGAGAGAGACAAGAAACAUGUCCAAGGCUCAUAUCUCCACACACUGAUUCCAGACCAGACGGAUUCUAUAAUUUUGCUACUCAACGUGUCCUUCCCAGACACGUGGUACAUUCAGACACAGCAUUGGAAAGUCUGUACUGUUGAGAAACUGGAUCCUCCUCAAGUAAAUGUGACAAUUCAGUCAAAUCAGUUAUACCUUGAAUGGGAUCUGCCUAAAAGUGGAUCAACAGAAAACCCUACAUGCUUUGAGUAUGAAUUGAAGGUCAAUGAUGAGGUCAGAACAUUCAGUAAUAAGUUGAACUAUACUGAGCCAAAUACGGAUCCAACUCAGAAGUACAAAAUCUUGAUGCGCGUAAAGAUGGCUUCUGACUGCUGUGACUCUCUGUUUUGGAGUGACUGGACUGUUUUAGAUUUGGACAAAUCCGCAGAAGUCCCAUUACACAUCCAAAUUAGGUUGAUCAUUGUUAUUGCUCUCGGACUUCCCAUGAUCCUCUUGGCCAUAUUACUGUUCUGCAAAUUUCAAAGGGUUUUUGAUAGACUGUUCCCACCAAUUCCAGGCCCAUCCAUCAAGAUUAAAGGCCUGCUUGAAAAAGACAUCACAUCUCAGGUCAUGUCACACAAAUGUGUGGAAGAGGUCACUGAGGUGGAUGUAAAAGAGGAUGAGGAUGAGGAGGAAGAUGAGUGCAGAUGCAGACAUGCCAACCUUGAAGUCAUAUUUUGAGUACCACCUCAUGCCUUCAUGCAUGCCAAACAGACAAGAGAGGACUAUUUGGAAAGAUAUCUAAAUUUUGAUCCUGGAAAUGCAAAUGGAAUAUUUUACACUAUAUGUUGCACUAUUUUACUACGUGUUCCCUCUAAGUUGAUUUUCGGAUGUCGGCCCGGAUGUCACAAUUAAUGCUGCCGUGGUAUCAGAAUUAGGUCAGAUGCACAAUAUAGUGGCAGUUAGUGGAGAUUAAAGGAAUUUCCUUCAUUCGGAUCCAAACAGAGAUGUAGUUAGAAGCGACGAAACCACUUUUUCCCUAAUAUAAAAAACAGUUACACAAGUAGUUACACGACCAAUGACGGUGAGACAAAAUAAAAUGUGGCGCUUUUUGAAGUGAGUAAGAAGGAUAACUACAGUAUACUGUAUGGCGUAAUAACACUUGGGAGCAUUUCGACUUGGCGCAUUAAUAUCAUUACUCUGGAUUUUCAGUUUCACUUUGGAGUGAGGAUAUUACUGUGCUGAGUCAAAGUCCCAAGUGUUAUUACGCCAUACAGUAUAGUUAUCCUUCUUACUCGGUUAGAAAAGCGUCACGUUUGAGGGCCAUUGAGUGCACGCAUUGCAACGGGAGGGGUAUGUAUCAACUUGUCUUAAUUAACGGAAUAACGUAGUUUAAUAUGAAAAAAGGGUGGAGUGUUCCUUUAACAAUAAGUAGACCAGAGGUUAUUAUGGCUCGCUGAGUGUUGCAUUACAGUAUAUGUGCACUCAAUCACGAUUCUGUGCAGCGUUUAUUAGCCUAUGCACAUGCAUGCAGUGUUAGCCUACACUGUAAAAAAAAAUCCGUAGUUUUUACGGAAAAAAACUGGCAGCUGUGGUUACCGGAACAAUUCCGUAAAAUUUACAGCAAUACAGUAAUUGCCUUUACAGAAAACAUGUAUAUUUUACAUGUUAAACCUGUAUAUUAAACACAGAACUUAUGUUAUAUUAGCGUUGCAAAAGGGUGUUAAAACACAAUGGUUGUGAGAAAAAUGUUCAAUGAAUACGAACAUGUUACAGUUUAUAACACCAGAUUUUUCUCUGUUGAUUGUGAAUGUCACGAUAUUGCAGUUACCAUGGUGACUAUGGGAGUGAAACAAUCACACAAUUUGAUGUUAGCAUUUGACUUUAGAAUUGUGUUAUUACAUUGUAUUGACUUACCAUUCCAUGGUUCUCGAAGUUCAACGACCAUUUUCAGAUAGCAUGUAUAUACGUCAGCUGGAUAUUUAAACCGGACUAGGUCUAAUGCUUUCAUGUCUACGGUGUAUUUUUUUUCCUGAUAAACGAUUACAUCAGUGGUUAUAUCCGGUGAUCACAACAUCAACCGAGUAGGAUAGCCUAAGCUAAAAUGUCCCACAGUGUUUCAAACUAAUAAUAUAGCCAAUUAAUGAAGUAGUAACUGACUUGCAAUGCAUGCUGGGAAGCAAAUCUCAAGUAGCCAGCCUUAGGUCUACACGAAAUUUAAGUUAGCCUAUCAGAUAUCAAGUUAUAUUUUAUAGUAAAACUACAAAGUUUAUAAAGUCAUACAAUUGUGAUAAACAGUUAUAAAGUUGAUAAAGUUUUUAUAUAUAGAUCGUUUUGUUUAACAAAUUAUAAGCAAGGUCACUUAUGUUGCUAGGCAACUCUAAACAAAUGCCUCAGGUUAACAUCAGACGUGUCUGACACAUUUUCCACACGUUUUCCCCCUAGUUUUGGUUCAAAUAAUGUGUUUUGCUGCUUGGACUACACUUGGUGGCAGUCUUGGCAUUUUGGAAACCUUUCAUUUCAUAUUUAUAUAUAUAAAAAAAAACAGGUUAAAGUCUAGCCUACAUAAUCACACUGUAAUAUUAACACUGUGUUAUUGUCAUUUAAUAUGGAUUGCAUUGUUUUUUAUAAUACAGUAUUUGUGUGUCACAAUAACAUCAAAAAGUAUUUUGAACACGUAAAGUAUGUGUAAAGAACAUUUUUUUACUUUUCAAUUUACAGUUAUAUUUAGUUUAACAUUUUACUAAAUUACACUGCAAAUUAAACAAUGUUUCAUUGUAAUUCCCUUUACAGGUUUUUUAUGUAGCGAUUUUACAGCAUUUCAGUGUUAAUUUUACGGACAUUUUUUACAGUGUAGCGUUAACUUCAAUUGCGGACUAUAUGCAAAGAAAGUAAUAUAAAUGAUUUGUACCAAAUCAGGAGUCUAAGUAGGCCUAAGCAAUUAGCCAAAGAGCCAUUGUGUUGGGUGUAAAUAGAGGAUAAGAAAAAUAUUGUAGUUUUUGUUAAUGAAAUGGCAAUGUAUUCAUAUUGUAAUAUGUACUGUAGUAGGCUACCUUCUUUUGUUAUAUUUUGUUAUAUAUAUAUAUAUAUAUAUAUAUAUUUUUUUUUUAAAUUGUAUUCGAUGUUAUAUUUUUAAAAUGCAUUAAAUGUUCAGUUAUUACCUCCUGACUGAUGCAAAUUACUGAUUGAUUUCACUUGCUCAUGCACUCGGUUCCUUUCAGAUGGUGGUGUAUUUCUGCUCCUCUGAUCAGUGAUGAUUACAGUGCCAUAUCUCAUUUGGAGUUGGCAAAAUAGACUGGUCUGCCACAUAAUUUUUUCACUUUGAUUUUUGGGGGUCUUUGAAUUCAGCCCUCUGUAGGAUGAUAAUUUUCUUUUCGAAAAUAUGAUGUGCCACCUUUUUGCUUCAAACACAUUACUCAAUUCAUAUCAGUAUAGAUAUCCAGCAUGAUGGGUUUUUUUACCCAUUGGGAUCUGAUGUGUUUCCUUUUUUUCUGAGCAGUGUAUAAUCACUUAAAUAUUUUUUUCUGAUUGCGUAAGCACAUUUUUUGUAACUAUUGGGUAUUUUUGCAAAACUCUACACCCAAAUAAGAAAACCUUUCACCAAAUCAGCAAAAUAUUGUAUUUCUCUUGCAAAAGCAUUCUUCGUACCCUUUCUCUUUCUCGUCCUCCUCUUGCUCCUCCUUGUCCUCUUCCUCUAACUUCACCUCCUUGUCCUUGUCAUCCUCUCCCUCUCGCUUCUUCACCUUCGCAUCAUCUUCCUCCUCCUCUUCCUCCCACUUCUUCACCUCCACUUCCUCUUCCUAGACCCUCUUUACACUAAUUCUCAAUACUUACUCUUCUUUAUCCCUCCAUUGUACUCCAUACAGACAGCUUACAUGUGCCUUAUUUGCACCAAAGAUCCUUCCGCUUUACCCUCUCUGUUUGCACUGCUGAUUGCAAAGUGAACUAAUUAUCUAAAACAGUAUUCAUUCUGUGACACUGUGCCAGUUGGCAAAAUCAUGUAAAUAAUAGCCAUAUGAUGUGUAUAAUCUUGCUAGGAGUGUGUUUGAAAUUUUGAAAUUGAGUGUAAAGCAGCUUUUUUGUUUAAAGUUCCACAAAAAGAGUGCUGUGCAGUGAAUUGAGUUUUGCAAAGUGAGAGUUACAAAAUUGCAAACUGAUUCUUAACGUUUCUACCGGAAAUCUUCAAGCAGAAUGAAAGCGUCUAUACAUGUAUCUAUAGGCCUAUAGAGUAUAUCUAUUCAUAGGCCUACUAAGGCAAUGACUGGAUGGUGUUCAGUAAAGUACUGAGUGUUUACACAUGUGAGGAGAGAUAAUGAAGCACUGGUCAAUUUAGUGGGACAUUUUGAUAGGUUGUGUUUGAAAAAGUACAUCAAGUAGGCCUAACUCGAUUUUUGUAUGUAGAACAUUGUGUGUGGAGUUUUGCCAAAUGUGUUUUUGGAAAUUGAAGACUGCAAUAGACCCAUUUAAGACUGUAUUAAAGUGAUAUUAUUCAAAAUGUGUCUAUUUUUCUUUUUCUGUCUUUCUACA
Molecule: messenger RNA, 4996 nt
Organism: Sardina pilchardus (European sardine)
Lineage: Eukaryota; Metazoa; Chordata; Actinopteri; Clupeiformes; Clupeidae
Exons: 11
Coding region: 152-1210 (352 amino acids)
Biological process (GO): cytokine-mediated signaling pathway
Cellular component (GO): external side of plasma membrane
Molecular function (GO): cytokine receptor activity; protein binding
Source: RefSeq, a predicted model, not a curated record